AUGUCGCAAGAGAUCCGUACCGUUGUCGUCAUUGGUUGCGGCGUGAUUGGUAUGAGCUGGACAGUCUUGUUUCUCUCACGAGGCCUUAAGGUCAUCAUCACCGACCCUGCUGAAGACGCGCAAGCACGAUUCGAAAAGUACCUAUCGGAUACUUGGCCUUCUUUGCCAGCAGGGUUUUCUAAGGAGUGUGCGGACAAUUACGAGUUCGUCGAAGAUGUAGUUCCAAGACUGGCCGAGGCCGAUUUCGUGCAAGAAAACGGCCCAGAGCGUGUGAACUGGAAGCAAGGUCUGUUCGAGACCCUCGACAUGUAUACUCGAAAGGGCGUGGUUAUCGCUUCGUCUUCCUCCGGUCUCCCAUCGUCAGCCUUCAUCGGACGCUGCCAACAUGAUCCGAGUCGAAUUCUCGUCGGACACCCAUUCAACCCUCCACACCUCAUACCAUUGGUUGAAGUCGUCCCUCACCCUGGUUCCAGCCAAACGACUAUCGACACUACCUUGGCAUUCUACAAGUCUCUCGGCAAGAGACCUAUCCAUCUCCAUCAAGAAAUCCCUGGCUUUGUAGCAAAUCGUCUUCAGGCCGCAAUCAACAACGAGGUUUACAGCCUAGUCAGUCGUGGCAUCGUUUCGGCAGCAGAUCUAGAUGCGGCAGUGACAUCGGGACCUGGACUGCGCUGGGCACUCACAGGUCCCAUCAUAACGAAUGCUUUGGGAGGUGGGGGAGGUUCCGAAGGCUUUGAUAAUCGCAUUGAUCGACUUGGUCCAGCAAUCAGGAGUUGGGAGGACGACAUACUAUCGCAUCGGUUUGACUGGAGCCAAGAGAGUCUGUAUAGUCUCCAGAAACAAGUCAGGAGCUACCUGCAGACGGUAGAUUGGGAAAGAACCAUGUCUGAGAGGGAAUCAGUAUUGUUAGAGCUGCUAGGAGCUAAGUGGAAUACCACGACUAUGGUAUGA
Molecule: messenger RNA, 951 nt
Organism: Aureobasidium namibiae CBS 147.97
Lineage: Eukaryota; Fungi; Ascomycota; Dothideomycetes; Dothideales; Saccotheciaceae
Product: 3-hydroxyacyl-CoA dehyrogenase
Exons: 2
Coding region: 1-951 (316 amino acids)
Biological process (GO): fatty acid metabolic process
Molecular function (GO): NAD+ binding; oxidoreductase activity, acting on the CH-OH group of donors, NAD or NADP as acceptor
Source: RefSeq, a predicted model, not a curated record